Molecule: messenger RNA, 1062 nt
Organism: Endocarpon pusillum Z07020
Lineage: Eukaryota; Fungi; Ascomycota; Eurotiomycetes; Verrucariales; Verrucariaceae
Exons: 1
Coding region: 1-1062 (353 amino acids)
Source: RefSeq, a predicted model, not a curated record
AUGUCUGGCCAAGGUGACAGACCUCAACCACCUUCCCGUGAUAAGAGGAUGCCAAAGCACACCCCGUCGGCACAUGCGGAGCCAUCGACCUCAGCAGCCAGAGUCGAAGCUGCGCGAACAACCUCGGCACCACUACCAAUAAACCUCAACCCAGCCAAUCCCAGACCAAGUGUUUCCCCUGAAAUAGCAGUCAUACUUGGGCCUUGUGAAGGAGUUCUUCCGGCCAGCCGCGGAGUCGGCCUUAAGCGACCAAUGGACCUGUAUAGAUUUUGGCUCUUGAGGGAUAUCCGGAAUAACACACCCAAAGUCAAAUUAGCGCGGGAGAGGCUUGCACGCGCCGAUUCAAAUACUGAAAGGCUCAUGGGCGCUUACUAUAUCAAUCAGUAUCGAAAACGCGCUAUGUUCAUGCUCAAUGAGAGUACCAACAAAAUCACGAGGCUGCAAGAGGAAUUCGAGGCCUCCUACAGCCCGCUUAUGAGACAAGUGGCCGGGCAGCAAGGAGUUUAUUAUGCUGCUGAGAUCCAGCAGACCUUUCAAAAUGAACCUGAUCCUAGCAAACGCUUGCAGAUAUUGCAGGCGCGUCUGAACGCUCUUGAUGUCGACACCCCCGACCAGAGCAGAAGAGAUUUGUUUUGCCAAUACCAACUUGUCGUCGACGAAGAAAGGAGAGAGCUUGCUGGCACCGGUCCCUCAAGGGCUCCAAACCCGUCUACAGAAGCUGGUCCGGCCGAGGCCGCUGCUGACCGAGCCAGCGGCCCUGCUGAUCCGGGACCUUCCGAUCCGGGACCUUCCGAUCCGUCUCGGAAGAGACGAACUCCAGAAAAACCGACUCUGGGUAGGGCUGUUGAAGGUAGGACUGCUCAAGCCAAUUUGAGUGGAACUGGUGCCACUCCAACCACUCCAGCUAGCACAGCGAAGAUGCGUCAUCUUGGCAAUACCAUCACUACCGUUGCUACUACUACUCUUACUCCGCCUCAGCCCAGUGCUGCCGAGGCCAAAUCUCAGCCAAAAACAGACGUACCAUUGAAUGUAUGGGCGAGCCGGACCCGAAAAAAGGACUGA